ACAGCAAGUCCGUAACACAGUCGAUGCGAGCUGGAACCCUGCAAAGUGCCUAAAUCCGAGCUAACAUGGAUUCGAUUCCACGGAAAACCGUUCCGGAGACAUUUGCCGGCGCUGACGUGUUCAUAACCGGAGGUUCCGGCUUUAUGGGCAAGGUGUUGAUCGAGAAACUGCUGAGAUCGUGUCCGCAGAUUGGAAACGUGUUUGUACUGUUGAGGCCACGCAAGGGUAAGCUGGCUAAGGAACGAGUGGCCGAUUUGGUUCAGGUUCCGUUGUUCAACAAACUGCGAGAAGAACGACCGGAGUCGUUUCAGAAAAUUGUCCCGAUCAAUGGAGAUUGUUCACAGUUGAGGCUGGGAUUGGAAGAUGAGAGCAUCAGACGCAUGGCGAAUGUUGAGUUUGUGUUUCACGCAGCGGCUAGUGUACGGUUCGACGAUCCGUUGAGCAAAGCCUUACUGUUGAAUACCCGAGGAACCCAUGAGGUCUUGCUUUGGGCGAAGACUUUGUAUAACUUGAAGGCGAUUGUGCACAUUUCUACCACUUAUUCCAAUCCAGAGAUAUCACAUGUGGAGGAGCGGCUAUAUCCGGCCAAAAUGGAGUGGAGGACUGCAAUCAAAAUGGCGGAGAUGAUAGAUCCGGAAGUGUUGAAUACGUUAACUAAAAAGUUAACCGGUUUUGCCCCAAACACAUAUACCUUCACAAAAGGUCUAGCAGAGCAGAUCUGCUAUGAUUACCGACACGAGCUACCGUUGGUGAUCUUCCGACCUUCGAUUGUGAUCAACACAGAGACGGAACCUAUGCCGGGUUGGAUCGAGAACUACAACGGCCCAGCCGGUAUCUUGUCAGCUCACGCCGCUGGUAUAGUGCGAACGUUUUUCGUCAGCAUAGACUGCCACAUGAAUUGCAUCCCCGUGGAUGUCAGUAUAAAGGCAAUCAUCAUAGCUGCAUGGAAGAAGUCUUUUAGCUGUAAGGACGAUCUAGUCAUAUACAAUAGCGCGGCGGAGCCCGACAAAGCCAUGAGCAAUAAGUUUCUGUACGAAGAAUCCGACUACUUCUCCUAUCGAAUUCCAAUGAUGAAGAUGAUGUGGGCCCCUUCAGGGCAAGUCACUACCAACAGAUGUUUGUUCUAUGUGCUGUUCUUUUUGUACCAGGUUAUUCCAGCGUUUUUUGUAGAUGUAGUUCUACGAAUGUGUAAAAUGAAGCCUUUCCUCCUCAAACUGCAGCGUUCGAUCUUCUACGCACAGAACUCGCUGAUGUACUUCACCACGCAUGAUUGGGUGUUCGAUACCCACAACUUCCGUAGCCUAUCCAAGGAUCUUGGUGAGCUGGACAAAAUCCACUUCGACAUUGCCUACAUCAGGCAGGGCAUGCUGGAGUACUGCAGUCAAUGUUUGCUGGGUUGUCGGCGGUAUUUGUUCAAGGAAAGUGACGACUCCAUCAUGGUCGCUUUCAAAAGACUGAAGAUUUUUGAACUGGUUGAUAGGCUGUUGAAAUGGGCAAUGUUCGUAGGAGUGGCCUAUGUGCUACGGAGUUAUCUGGCAACAGGCUGGUUAAUACAUAAUUAAUUAUAAUAUAAAAUGUUAGGCAUAUAUUCCUGGUAAAGUCAAUAGAUGGAUAAU
This is a messenger RNA of Aedes albopictus (Asian tiger mosquito), 1616 nucleotides long. Its product is annotated as fatty acyl-CoA reductase wat-like. The transcript is spliced from 4 exons. The coding region runs from base 66 to 1562 and encodes 498 amino acids. Gene Ontology annotation, molecular function: alcohol-forming very long-chain fatty acyl-CoA reductase (NADP+) activity. Gene Ontology annotation, biological process: long-chain fatty-acyl-CoA metabolic process. Gene Ontology annotation, cellular component: peroxisome. Lineage: Eukaryota; Metazoa; Arthropoda; Insecta; Diptera; Culicidae. The record is from RefSeq and is a predicted model, not a curated record.